CGAAUGAACAUCACAGGACACUUGACAUGGUAAUAAGGGUCAUUUAUCCACCAAUAUUUGUGUACGGAAACUAUUAGAGCAUGGACUAACGUCAAACUCAUCUCUGACUAAUUGCUUGAAGUCAUAGUGUGUGUGCAAUACGGACACAGUGUAGUGUUAGCCUCGGUGAACGCACUAAAGUUGACUAAUGAACAAAAACAAACAAAGUGUAAGAAUACAUGUUUUGAUGAUAAUACUGGACAAUAUUGGGAUUUAAGUGUUCAUUUUAAAUAAGAAUUUUCUAGAUGAGUUUUAAAAUGUACACCAUGGCCAUUCUAAUGGGCAUUUGUUUGUUAAUUUCAAAAGCCCAACCUGAAAGCGACGAUGCGGACGAUAGGAAAGCCUGUACCACGAUAUGCUUCGAAACACAAAACACAUACGGAAGAUCCCAAUUACCGUGCCUUACACCGGACAGAAACACCAACAACGACAUCUGUCAGAAAUACUGUAUGAAGCACGGAAACCAAUGUUUUGCGAGAGACUGCACAACAUACGAUAAAGAAAGAUCUGCAAAAUCCCAGCCAGCGGACACCACAACUACGACAACUCGAGCUGAUGAUGGUUCUCAGUCAGAGCAGAAGAAUGCUAAGGGUUAUCCACACCAGGACUGUCCGCCUCAGGACUGUGCGGCCCUCCACGAAGGAUCGGGUGUGAGUGUCGGGGCGGCCGUGGGGCUCCUUUUGAUCGGGUUGAUGGUGGGGGCCAUGGCAACCGCGGCUCUUUGCGUCUGCUGUCCCUCCGUAUAUGCUAAGGCAUACGCCGUUAGGUCAGGCACGAAGGAAACAGGCCGCGCGAAUAUGGAAGAUGGAGAAAUCGUGAAUGCCACAGCGCAAAAAUCCCGACCCAUGCCGUCUGCGCCGCUCGCUACUCUGCCUGCUGACAUCCGGUCAACACCCACAACAGCGCAAAAUGCCAACUGUGUCCGACCUGACUCCCAGCAUAUUUACAGCGAGUCGAUGGAUCUAUCGGUCGGUAGCACAAACACAUAUAAUGCACCCGGCUACAAUCACGCCAACAACAACUCGUCACUUGCUCCAGUGACUUCACCGACAUACGGAUACAAUAAGUUCGCCAAUGACGUCAUACCGGGCACGAGCAUUUCGACAGUCGCAGAUAGCGCCUACCAGCCACUGAACGCGGACAGAAGCCAGAAUGCGGGAUACAAUCAGAUACCCGCUGUUAGGGAUGACGGUGAUUUACGGAGCCAGGAGCACACUGAUCCCAGCGGAUCUCACCAAUAUUUUGUGCUUGAAAAGAACGGUGCAAUGGGCAGUACGGAAAUUGGUCUUCGUGAUAAUGAUAUCGGUGACCCACAUGACUAUUUUGUGCUGGAAAAAAGAUGAUUAAAGCGGCAAUACUGAUGUGAUUCAACCGUACAAAACAUUAAAUUAUGUAUUUAUCCACAUAAAACUGGAUACGAUUUACAGAAUAGAACAGAACAGAACAAAAGUUAUUUCGUUUUAAACAAUUCAAACACAUAUAAUAUACAAUUGGAUACGAUUGACAUGAAAUCCUUAGGGAGUCACUGAUACUAUUAGGUAGACUGUGGUGAGAUUAUUUGCAUAAUAUAUAUAACUAUAACUAUACAAUGCAAAGUCUGUUGAUGACAAAUUAUGUGCAAUAAUUUUCAGAAUGUG
Molecule: messenger RNA, 1676 nt
Organism: Mya arenaria
Lineage: Eukaryota; Metazoa; Mollusca; Bivalvia; Myida; Myidae
Exons: 8
Coding region: 285-1382 (365 amino acids)
Source: RefSeq, a predicted model, not a curated record